Messenger RNA from Marchantia polymorpha subsp. ruderalis, 7615 nucleotides. The record is from the annotation of a GenBank genome assembly. NCBI's taxonomy places the organism in Eukaryota, Viridiplantae, Streptophyta, Marchantiopsida, Marchantiales, Marchantiaceae.
UUCUCGAUUCACGUAUCGGGCCGCAUACAUUCACCCAAUCAUGUUCAGUUCUCAAUACAGUCCAGAUGAAACUACAAUUAUGAUUUUCUUCUUCGCUAAAAACCCAGCAGAGUUCUCGUGUCAAACAUUCAUUCCUUUCCGGCUUUGCGUGCGAAGCUGAUUAAGCUAGUCAGAUAUCAACAAUUUCCGGAAUGUUAUUCAGGAGUAUUGAUGGAUGUGACUUCGCAAUUGGCCACUCCCGGUACAGUCAUCAAAUGAUCGAUCUAUCCAAUUCACGAGUUCAUUUCUCCACAGUUUGACGUUAAUGAAAAACCCUUUGACGAGGCCUCCAAUCACGUGAGCCAGAAGAGUUCCAAAUUCUGAGUCCGGAUUUUCAGCCAGAUUUUCGGACCACUGAGGAGAAGAAUACAAUGCAAAUAUGGCAGAAUUUAUCGGACACUCACACUCGUCCCAAUGAUUCCUCCAUUCAUGGGCUGUCUGAAGACAUGCAUCUUCGACUCUGCCACAGGACGAAGAAGACGGCGGUGAGUGGGUCGCGAGCUGACGAGCAUGCCAAUUGUCACGUUCCGAUCGGAUUUCUCGAGCUCAGUCGAGCAGGAAACAGCGAGAGAGUACGAUGUUCUUGUUCCGAGCGUCGCUGUUUCACGAUCCGAUGGAGAUCGAGAGCUCGCCUCGGUGCUAGUGCGAAAGCGUUCUUAUAGCGAGAGUUGAGACUAUUCCGCACAACAAGGUGAAAGCGUCCAAAUGUACGAUCUUCGUUCAUGUCGUUUCAAGGUCGAUCGAACUUUAUGGACGACCCAGAGUUUCGAUUUCAAUGGUCCGCGGACAGAUUUGGCGCCCUCGCAGGCGGGAGCGUGGGAAAUUUAGGGUUAAGAAUUUCGGAAUUGUCUCCUCGUAUUUAUAGGAGCGAUCGUGGCCAUGGCUUCCUUUCCUUCUUGCAGUAUGCAAAUGUGGCACUGGCACUGGAGUGGAUAUUCGCAUCGACCCCGUUUGAUUUAAAUCACGCCAUGUGUGCCACCAUCGACCGCAUUGUGUAAUCGAAAAAACCCGCCCGACUUCAUUUAUCAUUCAUGGUGAAAUUCGGGCUUUCAGUGAUAGCGUGGAAGGAUGAGUAGAACAACGUGCAUCCGCCUCUUCCACGAUGCAAUCCGGGAAGUGUUCUACCCUGCGUCUCGUUACUUUUGGUACAUUUGAUUAUCGUAUCGUGACUCGCAUGUGGCUCAGAUUGUAGCACUCACCAUUCGUCUUCUAUUCUGUGUUCCGUGCACAUUAGGAACUAAUAUGGCUAAUUUGGCUCCGUAAUUUGGGUCCGCUGCCAACAUUCACCACACGCUUUCCAUUGUGGUGAAUGUCACAACCGCGAAGCUGCAAACCAAUUUGUAGGUUUUAAAGUGUUGAUCUUCUCAGUCUGCUAAUCAUGUAGAGCUAGCUUUGACAAAAACUGACCUUCAGAUUUUCCUAUUGAUGUUUCGAAUCAUUACUUCACGGAUUCUCUGCGUUGUGUCAUUGCACGAAGAUUCAUCCUAUUAGAGAAUUCUUGUAAAGAAGUUCGAACCAGAGAUGUACUACAACCUACUUACUCCGAGCUGCGAUGACGAGUCCCGAACCUGAUCCGAAGGAUCGAGGAAAAAAACCGGAAGUCAGAGAAAUAUCUCCAGCCAGAAGACCUUUGGCUCGAGGUUCGGGCUCGCUCUUGAAUACACUUCUCGGUUGUGCGACCUUUGCGGAGGCGAUCUGUAAAACAGCGCGGAGGACUGAUGUCAUCGAACCUUUGAGGCUACCUGCGCCCAGCUCCAGAGAUCCUCAGUCUCAGACACCUCCUUCUCAAAGUCAGGUGCAGUAUUCUCCAGGACAGAAAAAUUUCCUUGAACUCUCCCUGGGCGCAGCUAAAAAGACACUAACUUCAAGAGACAAUAGUCCGUCGACUCACUCUGCAAAAGAUGUACCUCGUGCUCCAACUCUACAACUACUGUCUACUUCCCCGGCAGGCACGAGAUCCCCUUACAAUGUCCGAGCUUCAUCUCCAGUUCGAGCGUCAUCUCCAGUCCGAGCGACAUCUCCAGUCCGUGCGUCAACUCCAGUCCGAGCGACAUCUCCAGUCCCAGCGACAACUCCAGUCCGAGCGACAUCUCCAGUCCCAGCGACAACUCCAGUCCGUGCGUCAACUCCAGUCCGAGCGACAUCUCCAGUCCCAGCGACAACUCCAGUCCCAGCGACAUCUCCAGUUCGAGCGGCAACUCCAGUGCGGCCCUCAUCGCCGCCGCCGCCGCCGCCGUCGCCGUCCCAAGGGGGAGCUGAGGCCAACUAUCCAAACGUCAUGGAUAGAUAUGGCCACAUUCCAACGCUCGCAGAUGGAACUAUCGACGCUGGCUGGGUUGGAAGGAACCUCGGCGGUGGACACGAGGAAAAUGCCAGACAGAGACAGAUGAUGGGCAUGCCCCCGAGAGACCCUAUCGUGAGAAAUCCGAGAUCAACUGGAAGUGUCACGAAAGCGCCAUCUCCAGUGAGGCCGGCAACAUCUCCUCCCCGCGCGAUAGCUCAGGACACGGACUCAGACUCAGACUCAGACGACUCAGAACGAUUUAGCAAAAGUCCAACGCACCACAGCCAAGACCAGUCGCCCACGCGACCCCGAGCGAUGUCUUACGAUCCUCAAACACAAGGACUUUUGGACGGUAUACAGAGAUCAAGAGAAACGACUCCAGUCAUUGAUCUAGCUCAUGAUACUGACACUUCAUCAGACACAGAGCGCGAAGGUGCUGAAGCCGUGGACAAUCCUCAGUUGGCUGCGGAGAAACGUCAUGUUGAAGCACUGAAGCACUUUGCCAAACAGGAGGUGACCAGAAGGCAGGUUUUGUGGUCCCGGGGACAAUAUCCGCAGCAUCCACAAGUCAGACCUGAGAUGGAAAUUCUGGAAGCGAUAGACGAAGAAGCUGAUGAUAUAAUAAAAACCAUGGUCUCAGGUUCCAAGAAGCUAACCACUGCGGCAACUGCUCAGCCGUCAGUCAUUGCAAUUGUAUUUCACAAGAGCCUACCCACACAGCGACAAGCUGACCACCUCAUUAAACUGUAUAAGAAUUUUUGGAGAGGAAUCCCUUUUCAUGAAUCUGUAAGGUGUGAUCAACAGAGUGAUGCUUUUGACUGCUGCUGGUUCGAUUAUUUUGGGACAUUGGCCUUAUUACCUCCAGAACAUGACGAUAUCAGGGAAUAUCACAUGUUCAAAAGAUUGAGAGCGGAUAUUACAAGAAUCUGUUCAAGAUACAUAGAAGAUACUCCAGGAGCAUUUGUGUGGAGUUUUCCGAACUUCGCUCGAGAAAUUCUAUGGGAUUGGAGGAUGCAACAUCUAGAUGUGGAUCCAGCUUCACCGACUUUCGAAUUUCUCGUCAAGUUCCCACCAGAGAAUGACCAAGCAAGAUUGUCGAGAGAGACCGGGCUCUCGAGAAAAGAUUUGAUGUACUUUUACAGUGACAAAGCUGCGAAGAGGACUGCAAGGGAACCUGCCCCGCCAAAACCUGGCAUGGUGUAUGAUCUGCCAGAACAAGUUCGGAAAGGUCUCAGGGAUUUCGCAAUCGACAACCCUGAGCCGGGCACUCAAAUUCAUUCAAUCCACAUUUCACACAUCCGCAUGGAAGCCGGAUUGCCCCAAUCGGGGGGCAUGCAGCCGAGGGAAAUACGGAAGCAAGUCGAAAUAUUCCGACUGCGAAACCAGAGAAAUAGGGAUUUGAUAGAUGAGUUCAGGGCCAGACCGCUACCUCCGGGAGCGGACAUGCCACGGCUGCGGAAUAGAGGAUUGGGGUACGAGCUGGCUGUGGCUCUGGCGAAGGUGAGAAAGGACUUCCCGGACGCAACGCUGCAGAUGACUCUGAACGUCGACGAGGCCGUCCGGCACCGAGAGUACAGGCGCCAGCUCCACGAGACUAGCAAGGAGUACGCGAAGCUGACGCCGGAGCAGAGGGCCAAGCUCGACGCUGAGCGCAGGGAACGCCUGCUCGCGAGCUGCCGCGAGAUUCGCUACAUGCUCGAUCUGGCCGACGCCGAGUCGGAUGAAGAUCGCGCGAGGCCUUUCACGUCGACUUGGAGGACGCGAGCCCCAGAAACGUCCAGCUCAGGCAGCGACUAUCUUCCGGGCUCUGAGGCGGAUGCAGAUGCCACUUCUUCUUCGAGGUUGACAGAUUCCGGCUCUGAUUAUUUGUCUGAUGGCAAUAGCCCUUGGCCGCCCAGCAGAAAUUUCUAUCUUGAGGUCGCGGUGCCGCCAGACAGCAACAAAAGGCAGAGAAUUGGCGACGGAGAAGAUGCACCAAGGUCGCCGGGAGGAGGCAACCAACCUCCCAGCCCUCCCAGCCCUCCCAGCCCUCCCAGCCCUCCCAGAGAUUCGUCACCAAAAACUGCCAGACAACGAUCGGUCUCGGAUGAGGCUGGAGAGAGCGGCAGAAGCAAAAGGCAGAGAGUCGGCGACGGAGUUGAUGGAUCUAUGUCUCCGCCGAGAGGUGACCAGAAUUUAAGCCCUUCCGGACAACCUCACCCAGCUCCCAGCCCUCCCCACAAUACCGGACAACUUCCUGGAACAAAUCCCAGCCCUACACGAUCAGAGACGCCUACAAUGAUUCUUGACAGUUCACAGUCUACACUGAAACCUUGGUCAGAUUCUAGUUCUUCUAUUCGACAGGGUGGAAAAUCUGGUCGCUCGAAACAAGCAUCUACGAGCGAGGUGGUGAAUCAGCCCGCUCCAUCGCGAGGAAAUCAAGGAGCUGACCCGAAUUUCAGCCCUUCCACACAACCUCACCCAGCUCCCAGCCCUCCCCACAAUACCGGACAACUACCUGGAACGAUUCCCAGCCCUACACGAUCAGAGACGCCUACAAUGAUUCUUGACAGUUCACAGUCUUCACUGAAACCUUGGCGGUCACAUUCGUCGGGUUCUGAUUCUUCUACGAAACCCCCUCCAGGUUCUGGUCACUCCAAACAAGCAUCUACGAGCGUGGUGGUGGAUCAGCCCGCUCCAUCGCAAGGAAGUCGAGGAAAUCGAGGAAGUCGACGAAGUAGCGAAGAGAAAGGAAGCCCUGGGCCUGCGGGGUCUCGGGGGUCUCGGGGGUCUCAGGGGUCCGCAGCAGCAUCCAUGGCCCCGCCUCCCUCGGCCAACCUGGCUGCGUACCUUAAACUUGGUAGCGACUUGUUACGCCGUCAGGAUCUGCAGAGACAGGCGUUUUUAGCGAACCUCGUAGGCGCGCAGCCGAUGUCGUCCACCACCUCCUCCGCUCAGCUGUCUGACAUCCUUCGACGUGGUAGCUACGAGCUGGCCCAACCGCAGCACUGGUCGCAGUCCGCCAUUGCGGACUUCGUCAACGCCGCAAACAUUUACUUGCCGCCUGACUCCGCCGGAGAGCUUUUCGACCUCCUCCGACGCGCAGCGGAAGUGGUGAUGCGGCGAGAGCAGUCGCGGUAUACCGGACUGACGGAUUUCAUCUUGCGUGAAGUCGCCAGGAGGCACCCGGCGGCGGCCAAGUUGGUGGACCAGGUGGCGGAAUUCGACCGGCGACAACGAGAAGACGAUAUCUGGCGAAUCGCCAACGCAAUGUACCACGACGAACACGGCGACUCGGGGAUUCGCGAUUUCAGGGAGGAGUAUAACAACGCCCUCUCGAGCUCUUCGCAGGGAAGCACCGGCCAGACAGAUGCGAAUGCUGGUGCCAUAGUGGUAGCAAGCCAGUCAGGAUCGUCAGGAUCUUCCGGAGGCACGAAUUCAGGAGCACGGCCCAGGAAUUUGGUGCCUCAAGAGAUUCUCGACAGGAUGAUGACCGAAGAUGACUCCAUGAUAGAGCUCGUCUCGCAAGUCUUGGUCGAUCGCCUGUUCGGGCAGAGGUUAGCGGGACAAGCCUUCGUGAGACAUCAAACGAAUCCGGGGCAGUGGAGAGCAAAUCGGGCGUCACAAUUGGACUACAAUGCACAAUCGGGUUUAGUUGGUGAUUACGAAUUCCUUGCAGGGACUGCAGAUUUUAACGAGCAGCCAAAUCAGAAUCCACUCGUCAGGUUUGAAUUGCAGUCGUCUUCAGAAACACAAAGUGAAGACUUGCCUGCAGACCAAAAGCAAAGACCCCAAACCAGUAGUAUUGUUGUCGGUGAUGUGCGUAUUUUACCUGCAGAUCAUACGUACCUGAACAAAACUCCUGCCCUGGAACUAACCUUUCGAGGUGAAGGAGGACCAUCACCAUUCUCUCCCGCACCUGAUGAAAUUCCAGGAUAUACGCGCGCUUCUGACGUUUACGCCCCACCCGAUUUAAUUAAGGGCUUUGAGGAUAAUGGUGUUCUUAGCCUGGCAACACCCGUUCCCGGCAGCUUUUCCAGACUCGUGAAUCCAAAUCCGGAUGGUGACCCAGAUGCUCCUAUACAGGCGCUGGCAGAUUUCUUUGAUAAAUGGAAAUUUGGUAGCACCUUAUUACAAGCCGUGUACAGCGAGUUGGAUCGCCGGAUUAGAGAUGAAAACUUCAUGCAGCAAUCCUUGGGCAACAUUUGGGAUUUGGUGGAAAGACCGGUUGGUCUGAGCCCCCAAGGCUUUGAAGGACGGGUUUGGGCCCAGAAAUCCAAUUCCUCCGUAACGCUAGGCCAAAGCCCUCAAGGUAGUCAAGCUUCUCAAGCUUCGCAAGCUGGCGGAGGUGCUCGAGGGGUCAUUCCUCCUCCUCCCAGAUUGAGCAUCUUACCCUCUGACCAUAUGGACUCCAGAUCUGGUUACUAUAAUCCAAGCAAGUCCAGUCGAAGUUCUAGAUCCGUCAGCCCUGACCAAGGUCCCAGAGCAUCAGUAAGCUCAGUCAGCUCUGCUGGGUCCAGUAGCAACGUCAAACGAAAACCAUCGGCCGCAGGUCCGCAGCUUUCAAGGAACAAUCCUUCCGAGACUGCCACUUUUCUGCUGAAUGAGGUGCAGACUUGUCCGGACGAAGCGAAGAGACAACUCGACGAAGCCGUGGCUACUCUUGCAGAGGAAAUGGAAGAUGCCUUGCGGCGUGAUAGAGGUCGAUAUCCAUACUCUGAAUCGUAGAGGCAUUUCACCGACUGUUCACGAGCGUGUAAGAAAUCCUGCAAACUGGUUCGUCGCCAACCCCAACGCUGCACACUGAAUCUUGUAUAAUAACGAGCGGAAAAAGCCAUCGUAAGCAAGUACAGGACAGGUUAUUCUCCUCAUUAUAUUUUUUGGAAUAUGUUUGUGGAGGGAACCAUUUUGCUGUGACAGGGUCCCUUCUACGUCGCAUGCUGUUUCAAAACACAAAACAGAUAAAUUUUACCCAAGAAGAACAAAGUGCGAAAAGCUCACAAUAGUCGACCGUUGAAAGAGAAAGAAAAGAACUAGAUAGAACAAACCACGACCAGGUGACUUGUAACAUAGAUGAAGAUAAAGGAGUAAGAUGGGGCUGGCUCCAAUGCACUCAAAACGUAUAGCAACCAUUUAGUCCAAAUGUGACACCAACUGUAGUAGCAUACUAAGAUGCAUCAAAAAUCCUGAUUUUUUUAUUGCAACGGCUAGAGCUCUCUCAAGAGUAAAGAGUAACUUAUACACAUGAUGUUAAAAGUACACAAGGUUUUUUAAAUUCGGGUCAUUUUAAUCUUAUGGUACGGAAGAUUCUAG